Bolinopsis microptera is the source of this 786-nucleotide messenger RNA. Its product is annotated as dynamin-1-like protein. The record is from RefSeq and is a predicted model, not a curated record. Gene Ontology annotation, cellular component: cytoplasm; membrane; microtubule. Gene Ontology annotation, molecular function: GTPase activity; microtubule binding; GTP binding. Bases 1 to 786 code for a protein of 261 amino acids. The transcript has a single exon. NCBI's taxonomy places the organism in Eukaryota, Metazoa, Ctenophora, Tentaculata, Lobata, Bolinopsidae.
AUGGACAACCUUCUCAAGAUAAUAAAUGAGCUACAGGACGUUUUUGGCACUGUUGGAUCUUCUCCUGAUUCAAUAAAGCUACCCCAAAUAGUGGUGGUUGGCUCCCAAAGUGCUGGAAAGAGCUCUGUCCUUGAGGGUAUCGUUAGAAAGAACUUUCUGCCAAGAGGAGGUGGCAUUGUGACAAGAAGACCUCUUAUCAUACAGAUCACACAGGAAAAUAUUUCUAACCAAUCCUGGGCAUGCUUCCUGCACAAUCCUGAUAAAAAGUAUACCGACUUUGAUGAAGUAAGAGAUGAAAUAGUUGCUGAGACUGAUAGGCUUUGUGGCAACAGCAAAAAUAUCCUGCCUGACUCCAUAACACUGAAGAUCUACUCAUCGGAUUUGCCAACCCUGACUCUCGUUGACCUUCCAGGGGUAGUCAAAGUUCCAGUUGAUGGUCAGCCUGAAAAUAUUGAAGAACAAACAAUCAACCUGGUAAAAAGUUUUGUGCAAAAUCCUAACAGCAUUAUCUUAGCAGUUUCACCUGGUAAUGUCGAUCUUGCUAAUUCUGAAGCACUAAAGAUAGCAAGACAAGUUGAUCCAGAAAGUCGAAGAACAGUAGCAGUCAUCACAAAGGCUGAUUUAAUGGAAAGGACAACAGAAAAUAGGCUGGUGCUGGAGGGAAAGUCUAUUCCUGUAAAGCUUGGGAUAAUAGGAGUCAUAAACCGGAGUCAGGCAAAAAUAGAUCAGGAACAACCAAUAGAUAAAUGCCUAGAAGAGGAGGAGCUCUUCUUUAAUUAUUAUUAA